CUAACGAAGAGUUGAAUCCCUGUAUGGUGAGCAAGUGUUUACAAAUUUGUAUACAGUGUUGGCUACUCGAGACAUUUAACCUCGAAUAUUUUUUCGGUGUAUUUCAUGCAAAAUUCGCAGUCGCACCGAGCGAAUGAUGAGCAACAAGGAGGAGACGGUUAGAGUGAAGGAAGAGCCGAAAGAUACUUGGUCAGUGACUGACGACGAUCAUGUUUUUGAUUCAGAGGUUUCUGGCGAAGUCAAAUACUUUGAAGCAUUCCCAUUUAAUGUAUCACCAGCAAAUCACAUGAAUGAGGAUAUGUCACUAGAGGAAAAAUUGGAUGAAGAAAUAUUCAUAGAUUGUGAGUGCAAAGACGUAAAACUAGAACCAAAGCCUCUAUCGACAAUCAUUUCCAAAACUGAACAUCAGAGUUACCUACCUAUUAUAAAAACAGAAAACCAAAUUCAGAAAAAUUACUGGAAUGAAAAAAGACUUACAGUUUUAAUAAAGAAAGAAUUCGAUUACGAAAAUAGGCGGCCAUUUCAAGAAAAGCCCCGAUUGAAAGUUGAUAGAUCAAAGGAAAUGAAAAUAUUCGUAAAAAAUGCUGAAACUAAAUUACCUAAUGAAAAUAAAAAGUGCAUAAAAACUUAUAAAGGCAAAGUAAUUCCAAAAAGACAAAUCAAUGUAGCAUACAAGAGCAUUACAUGCGAGAUUUUUCACAAAUCAUUUAGCCGUAAGCAUCAUCGAAAAAAUCAGAUAUAUGCAGUACAAACUCUUAGCGCAUUAUUCCAAUGUGAUAUUUGUCACAAAUCGUUUGGACGAAAAAGUCACCUCAAGCGGCACGUAAGUGUGGUACAUAAUCAGAGCAAACCCUUCGAGUGUGAUAUUUGUCACAAAUCAUUUGGACAAAAAAGUUACAUAAAUAGGCACAUAAGUACAGUACAUAAUCAGAGCAAACCCUUCGAGUGUGAGAUUUGUCACAAAUCAUUUGGAGAAAAGGGUAACUUCAAUACACACAUAAGUACAGUACAUAAACAGAGCAAACCCUUGGAUUGUGAGAUUUGUCACAAAUCAUUUGGAUACCAGCAUAAUCUUAAAAGGCACCAGCUGACGGUACAUAAUCGUAGCAAACUCUUUGAAUGUGAGAUUUGUCACAAAUCAUUUGGACAAAAAGCCAACCUCACUAAACACAUAAAUACAGUACACGAUAAGAGAAAACGUUUUAAAUGUUAGAUUUGUUACAAAUCAUUUUCAACCAGAAAGUAAAUCAAUCAACACAUAAGUGCAGCACAUGAUCGUAACAAACUUUCGAAUGUGAAAUUUGUCACAAAUCAUUUUCACAAAAAGGCAACCUCAACACGUAAGUGCAGUACACGAUAAAAACAAACCAUAGGAUUGCAUGAUUAAUGUGGAGACAUUUUGAAGCUAUGAAAACUUCUGCAAUCAAACGUGUACAUUAUGUAAUUUUAGACAACUUUUUACACGAAUAUUUUUCGUUUUUUGUAAAAUAAUAAAGUAUUUUUAAGUGUCAUUUCAUUUUAUCGUAAUGAAAAAUCUUCUCCUCGCCUUUAUACACGAAUUCAAAUAUUAGUAAGGUUUUGUCUUUAAUUUAUUAUUGUAAUUAUCGCUCUUAAACGAAUAUUUCAACUUCAGAUUUAUUAGUUGAAGCUUGUCCCAUUAAAUGCAUGCUUCAUAUUGGUAUACCAGUCCAAUUUUUCGCCUAAAAACGAAAAUUUACAUCACCAAUCUCCACAAUUUAUUUCCAUAAUCGCUGAAAAUAUAAUAACGUCAAUGGAUUAAUA
Molecule: messenger RNA, 1782 nt
Organism: Trichogramma pretiosum
Lineage: Eukaryota; Metazoa; Arthropoda; Insecta; Hymenoptera; Trichogrammatidae
Product: zinc finger protein 39-like
Exons: 3
Coding region: 134-1213 (359 amino acids)
Biological process (GO): regulation of transcription by RNA polymerase II
Molecular function (GO): DNA-binding transcription factor activity; RNA polymerase II cis-regulatory region sequence-specific DNA binding
Source: RefSeq, a predicted model, not a curated record